Messenger RNA from Clupea harengus (Atlantic herring), 3045 nucleotides. RefSeq lists its product as uncharacterized. Gene Ontology annotation, cellular component: nucleus. The record is from RefSeq and is a predicted model, not a curated record. Lineage: Eukaryota; Metazoa; Chordata; Actinopteri; Clupeiformes; Clupeidae. Gene Ontology annotation, biological process: regulation of transcription by RNA polymerase II.
AUCAUGACUGACUCUCCCAUGAUGCCUCGCAGUGUGGCAGCCACGGCUACCAGCUGACUGGAACUGAGGAACCGGGUGGAAGUGUAGCUCGUGGACUUGUUAAUGUAUAUGAGCUUAAUUUUGUACUGUGAAUGUUUUACUAGCUAUUUGUGCCUUCAGCGACAUGACAUUCUCUCAGGAUAUGUCCUUCUGUGAAGUGUGAGGUAUCAUUUGUUGUUAUGGAACCUCUGAACCAGUCUAAAGUGAGGCAUCUGCAAGAUGCUUUGGACCUUUCAAUGACUUGCAAAAAAAGCCACAUUAGUUCAAGUUCCACUGAAACUUGGUGUGAUCUUGGCACAGCUGACCCAAGUCCAAUGGGUUUUUCAGGUGUCAGAGCAGAACAUCAUAUUUCCCAGCCUUGUCCGGAGAUUUCACCACAGGAUGUUUAUGCUAAACCUGUUCUUAGGACGUCAUGUAAUGCAAACCCUCGUUUGGGCUCCCAAAGCAGGUUCAACAGACACCUGCCUGCUUCUCAUUUCCCCUCUGCAGUUUACAACUGCAAGGCAGAAUUACCGAAGAAAGGAAAUGGAGGUGGUCGGAAUUGUGUUAAUAGUCGUCAGGAAGUGCAGCACCCCUCAAGUAGACCUCAGAGAGUGGAUCACCAAAAUGGACUUAACAGCCAUGUGCCAAUCCCAAAGGCAGAUGGGAAAAAAGCUAUGGGCCCCAUUGGACAUAACAGUCAUCAGACUAAUUCUUCAACACCCUGUGUGUCCAAAACUAUAUCACCAUCUAAGAGCUAUAAGACUGCUGUUGAAAGUAGUAUUGGUACUCCACCUAAGCUGCCAUUGCAUAAUGUCUCAUAUCGAGCCAUCACUUUGCAGGGUCACAAGGUCAACCCGAUUCAUGAAAAGGUCAUGGCUAAGCACAUUACUGAGGUCAGACAUUCCUCCUCCCCUGUAUGCCUCGACAGUGAUGACAGUGAUGUCAUAGAGGUGCCUGUGUCCAACUGUAACAAAAACACCCCAAAUCCUCAAAUAUCCACGAGCCAACUGCUAUCAGCAUGUGCUGACAGCCAUGAAAGUGGACAGUUUCUUGAUAGCCACACAAACACAAAUACCACCGCUUCUACAGGAGAAUGUGGAGAUGAUGCCGUGUACGUUCGGACAAAUGAACACUCUACCUCAGGUGCUGUUGCUGCACAGUCCCCAAAACCCACAUCGAGCAAUGCAUCCUCUGACGGGAGCACUGGAGACCAUCAGAGAGCAACGGAAGCGAACGCACAAUCGACACCAAAGCAGCAGCAGAAGAUUGAAAGCCUUGCAAAGCAGUCCAAGGCCACGCCUGGCAAAGCCCCGUCCGGUGCCAUCCCUCCUGCCAAGCGCAGACGGAAGAAGCACCGCCAGGGCCCGUCCUCUGCCUCCUCCAUGUUCUCACCUCAGGAGCCAGAAAUCAAGCUGAAGUACGCUAGCCAGAGCCAGAAGGAGGAGAAGAGGGACAGCCGGGCGGACGGCAACUUCUGCCCCUACGUGCACAUGGAGCUCAGGGAGUCUUCUGCCUGCACCGUGGUCAAUUGCCAAGAGGAGGACGAGGUGAUGCAGAAGAGGAGGCACAAACGCUCUGCUCCUCCGCUGAGGCCCACGCAGACCUCGGGGGUCGUCCCCAGUACCUCCUGCCUGCGCCUGGGCCGCCUGAACGCUGACAGCAGGGGGAGGCCCAUGCAGACCUGCUGCCUGUGCGGCUGGCCUGCCAACAGCAUGGGCCUGGGGGACUUGCACGGACCAUACCUCCCCUCCGAAUGUAACCGGGCCUCAAAGCAGGCCCUGAGCAGUCUGCUGGACCAGAGGGACCCAAGGGAGGUUGAAAACACAGAGAGUACCGCAACCAGUCAGGGCUACUUGGAAAACUCACCAGGGAAUCCCAGCAAGAGGCCUCGCAGAGACUGGACCACAGACGCCUGCACCGAUGCUUCACCCGGGUUGAUGGUGGACCGGGACUCGGGCGAGCACUGGGUCCAUGAGGAUUGCAGCAUCUGGUCUGCUGGUGUCUUCCUGAUCAAAGGGAGGCUGUAUGGACUGGAGGAGGUCCUCAGGCUCACAGAGGAAACGGUGUGUUCCUGCUGCCACAAGGUGGGAGCCACACUGGGAUGUUUCUUUAAGGGAUGCUGCAAUAAGUACCACUACCCCUGUGCCCUGCAGUCAGACUGUCUACUGAGUGAGGACAACUUUUCCAUGAGAUGUCCUAAGCACAAGGUAAACAAGUCAUCCCGACCUGUCACCAGAUGAUGAGCAAGAGGAAAGCGCGUGCCAGUGAAGGUGACCCUGUUGCUGUGGACCUGGUGGACCUCGUGGGCUCCCUCACCCUGUGCCUUCAGUGCUGCACGCAACCUGCAGGGAUGGCUCUCAGUCGGAAAUGGGUCCUUCACAAAUGUUUACAUUCAUUAAUGUUGUGAUUUUUUUAAUUUUAUUUUUUAAUAGGUUUACAUUUUUCAUAAUGACCUUUUUUUUUUUUCUUCCUUCCUGGUUUAUGGCUAGUUGGCUAAGUGGUGUCCACUAAGGGCAUUGAUAAGUUGGUACGCAGACCUUAUGGUUGUUGAACAUAAAGGAAGAAUGUUCAUUGAAUGAAAUUUUAAAUUGAUUUUGUGCUUGAGGUCCAACUUUUUAUUUGUAAUUUAUUUUGUGUUUUUCAAAAAAAAAAAAAACGACACUUGUUUGAGUAGAAUGACCUUGGUCAAUACAUGGGAGCCAGACCCCUGUCAUUUACAUGAAUAUAUUUAUUUCUUACCUGCAAUUCUUUUAACAUGCUUAUUUAUUAAUUGAGAAUCAGUGUGCGAGGGAUCUUUGGAGAAUUGUCCCACGGAACCUUUGAGUGGUGUUCACAUUCCAUGUGCUGCUCACCUCAAUACUGACAUAUGCUGUAUUGGCAUCUGGGCCGAAGCCAAAUACAUCUAUUGUAUUUGCCAUAAGAUUAAAAACACACAAAAAACACAAGGACCACAAUAUACAAUUUCACCAUAUUCCUUGUGCUUUGCAGAUUAGUUGGGUUUCAAUAAAUUCUUUUACUACUUUA